AUGGGUGUAGCACUCCCCGAACUGCAGUUCACCCCUCUGGAGGAAAUCCCCUCAACCGUCUCAACUGCCCGCAAGGCGUUCCUUGAGCACAGAACCCGCGAUGUCGAGUUCCGUCUCGUGCAGCUGCGCAAGCUCUACUGGGCUAUCAAGGACAACGAAGAAGAGAUCGCCGAAGCUUGCACCCUGGACUUGCACAAGCCUCGCUUUGAGACCGAGCUUGCGGAGACAGGAUGGAUGCUGAAUGAUAUUGUUUUCACCUGUCGCAACCUGCACAAGUGGGUUCAGGAUGAGAAGGCCGCGGAUAUCGACCUGAAUUUCAAGUUAAUGAACCCUAAGAUCCGAAAGGACCCCUUGGGUUGUGUGUUGGUGAUUGGACCCUUCAACUUCCCCUUCCAAUUGACUCUUGGUCCGGUUAUCGGCGCUAUAGCUGCUGGUAACACCGUCGUUCUCAAGCCCAGUGAGAGCGCGCCCCGCUGCGCCGCCGUGAUCCAGAAGCUUGUCGAGUCUAGCCUCGACCCCUCAUGCUACCGCGUUGUCCAAGGUGGCAUCGCCGAAACACAGGCCCUGUUGGCCGAGAAGUGGGAUAAGAUCUUCUUCACUGGUAGCACCAAUGUCGGUCGUAUCAUCGCCAAGGCAGCCGCGCCAAAUUUGACCCCCGUUGUGCUCGAGCUGGGCGGUAUCAAUCCUGCUUUCGUCACCAAAUCCGCCGACCCGAGAUUGGUCGCGCGCCGUAUGCUUUGGGGCAAGCUCGUGAAUGCUGGUCAGAUCUGUACCUCCCAGAACUAUCUGCUCGUGGACAAGACGAUGGUGGACCGGGUCGUAGAGGAAUUCAAGAAGGCGUACAAGGAGUUCUACCCCAACGGUGCUAAGGGGUCUCCUGAUUUCUCUCACAUUAUCAAUGAGGCCUCCUUCCGCCGCCUGAAGUCUAUGCUUGAUAACAGCAAGGGCAAGAUUCUAAUGGGUGGUACUAUGGACGAGAAGGAGCUCUUCAUUGACUUGACUGUUGUCCAGGUGGACUCAGUUGAGGAUUCUAUGUGCACCCAGGAGAGCUUCGGCCCCUUCCUUACUAUUCUGCCUGUUGACAACCUGGAUGAAGCCAUCAGCUUGGCCAACGGUGUUUCGAGCACUCCUCUGGGUAUCUACCCCUUCGGUUCCAAGGCUGAAGUCGAGAAAAUUAUCUCCUCUACCCGUUCAGGUGGUGUUGCCGUCAAUGACGCUGCCUUGCACGUCCCCACCCUUCAAUUCGGAGGUGUCGGCGACAGUGGCACUGGCGCAUACCGUGGUCGUGCCAGCUUCGACGUCUGGGUUCACCGCCGCACCAUCACCACCAGCCCCGGCUGGAUCGAAUCCAUCCUUGCUAUCCGCUACCCGCCAUACGCGGGCAAAAUUAAGAUCUUCCAGGCCGCUAGUGCAUUGGUGCCCGACUUUGAUCGCAACGGUCAAAAGCUGACCUUCGGCUGGUUACGCUACUUCCUGACUCUGGGUGGUGGUAGUGCCACAGCUGGUGCAGGUCGUGCUGCUGCUGUUGCUGCCAGUGAGUAA
Molecule: messenger RNA, 1542 nt
Organism: Penicillium odoratum
Lineage: Eukaryota; Fungi; Ascomycota; Eurotiomycetes; Eurotiales; Aspergillaceae
Product: hexadecenal dehydrogenase
Exons: 4
Coding region: 1-1542 (513 amino acids)
Biological process (GO): aldehyde metabolic process
Cellular component (GO): cytoplasm
Molecular function (GO): aldehyde dehydrogenase (NAD+) activity
Source: RefSeq, a predicted model, not a curated record